Molecule: messenger RNA, 2437 nt
Organism: Abrus precatorius (Indian licorice)
Lineage: Eukaryota; Viridiplantae; Streptophyta; Magnoliopsida; Fabales; Fabaceae
Product: protein SINE1-like
Exons: 2
Coding region: 527-2437 (636 amino acids)
Cellular component (GO): microtubule
Molecular function (GO): microtubule binding
Source: RefSeq, a predicted model, not a curated record
UGAUUUACGAUUAGGAGCUGAAAACACUCCUUAAUGUGCUUCCAUUUUGUUCCUUUAUGCUGUUAUUAUUAUUUGGAUAAUACUUUCUACUGUUUUUGUUAAUGGCCCAAAAGUUUUUUUUUCUUUUAUUUGAUUGGUGAAGAUUCAAGAUCGGAAAGGGGGCAAUUGAGUUUGCAGCCACAUGUUUUUCAAAAUAUCGUAAAAUUUUCAACCUUUUUGCAAUAUUAGUUACUUUGUGAUAUAAACUUUAAUUCAAAUAAUUUUCUUUUUUUUGUUUUUCAUUCAAUUUUGAAUAUUUCAAUUGUCCCAUUUGCAAGAUUAGUAAUUUUGAGCUAUGAACUAACUUUAAUUCAAAUAAUUUGCUUUUUUUUUAUUUUCUUUAUUCAAUUUUUCAUUUCUCCCGUUUACAAGAUUAAUCCUUUAUUCAUUUUGCCUGAAAAUGCUAUGAACUUCGAAUUUGUAGUAGAAGUUAAUUGGGGGGGGGGUGGUUCUGCAAUGGAAUAUCAAAACUUUGAUCUAUCUUUUUAUGCAUUUGCACAUUGUGCUUAGUAUUUCAUUGUUAUUUUUGCUUAUGGUGCUUGGUUUUGGUUUUAGCUCCAGAAUCACAAUGAGAAGGAGUCUGAGUCCAGUGCUACAAAGAGAGAUCCAAAAUCUUGAUAAGGAUGCAGAUUCUCGCAAAUCUGCAAUGAGAGCAUUGAAGUCAUAUGUGAAAGAUUUAGACAUGAAGACAAUUCCUAUCUUUCUUGCACAAGUUUCUGAGACUAAGGAAACUGGUACUUUGUCUGGAGAAUUCACAAUUUCACUGUAUGAGGUUCUUGCUCGAGUUCAUGGAGUGAAGAUUGUUCCCAUGAUAGACAGCAUUAUGCAGUCCAUAGUUCAGACUUUAGCUUCAAGUGCAGGGUCAUUCCCUCUUCAGCAGGCUUGCUCAAAGGUGGUUCCAGCUAUAGCAAGAUAUGGAAUUGACCCCACAACCCCUGAAGAGAAGAAGAGGCAUAUAAUUCACUCUCUUUGUAAGCCUCUCUCUGAUUCUCUCUCUAGUUCUCAAGAGAGUUUGACUUGCGGUGCGGCCCUUUGCUUGAAAGCUCUUGUGGAUUCGGAUAACUGGCGUUUCGCCUCAGAUGAAAUGGUCAACAGGGUUUGCCAGAAUGUUGCUGUGGCGUUGGAGGGAAAGUCCACUCAGACUAAUUCACACAUGGGUCUGGUUAUGGCCCUGGCGAAGCGCAAUGCUUUGAUUGUUGAAGCCUAUGCUAGAUUGCUCAUACAAUCUGGACUGCGAAUACUAAAUGCUGGCGGUGAUGUUUUGGAGGGGAAUUCUCAGAAGCGAUUUGUAGCCAUUCAAAUGAUGAACUUCUUGAUGAAGUGCUUAGAUCCUAGGAGCAUUUUUUCAGAGGUUGAGCAGAUAAUUGAGGUGAUGGAACUGUGUCAGUCAGACAAAAUGGCAUAUGUCAAAGGUGCUGCAUUUGAGGCCUUGCAAAUUGCUAAGAGAAUUGCCAUUGAUAAAAAUGCAAGAUGUGUGAAAAGUCCCGGUUCUGUGACAGGAUCAAAUUUCAGUAGGAAAGACUAUAUGGAGGGAGAAAGUUUUUCUGGUGAUGGAGACCGUUCUCCUACAUCUGUUUCUCCUGAGUCGCGUACCUUAGACUUUUUCCACGGAUAUGAAUCCCUUGUUGAGUCUCCCAUUUCAACAAGUCAGCCUUCCCAGAACUUCUACGAGCGAAGGAGUGUGAAUAGGAAGCUUUGGAGUCAUGAAAAUGGAGGGGUUGAUGUGUCUCUCAAGGAUGGUUUGUUCUCCAAGGCAGGACAGGGAAGUGCCUUGUUGGACCACACUGUGGAUCUUGAGUUUUCUAAUGGAGGGGAUGAUUUGACUGAGGAAUUUGGUGGUUUCCUGCACAGAAGUCCUUGGCAAGGAGUAUCCAGAAGUGCCUGCACAAGUCCCCUAAGAUCACGCCUGGAAGUUAAUGUUGACAGCAUCAAAAUCUUUAAGACUCCUAGGAAGCUUAUUCACUCUCUUCAAGACCCAAAUGAUGAGAGCUCAGAUUAUUCUGAAAAACCAAAUAGAAUGAUCAAGAGUCUAUCAUCAGGCAAUAUUGAGUGGAGCCCAGCAUCUUAUUCUAAUUCUCAAUAUGAUCAGAAUGGCACUGCACAUAAUGCUAAGUAUGAUUCUAAAGAGAAUGGAAGCUUAUAUGGUGAUGUUCAGUUCCAAGGUGGAGCAGAGUCAGUCUCAUCAACAGAUGACCUUCCUGGGGAUGCUGAUAUGCAGAGGCUUGUAGAGAUGGUUCCUGAAAGUAGAUAUGUUACUCAGACGGUUCUCAUUAAAAAGCCACUUCAAAAGAUUAAACGUAAAUUUGUUUGUGGCCUUUCUUUUGUUUUUCUCGCGAUGGCUACUCCUUUACUAUGGAUCAAUAGUCAAGAAGAAGGCCAUUUUCUUGUUCCAACAUAA